GCUACGUUGUGGUUAUUGGAUGUUUACAAACCGAACGGUAUCGUGUGAUUCUUCGUCAAAACUUUGAAAAGUUGAAUUUAUUUUAAGACAUUACACACUGACAGUGUAACAGUUUGAAGAUGUCAUACAACAAGUUAAAUGAAAACCAUCCCCCGUCUUACCAAGCAACAGCUCCACCUCAAGAGCCUCCUCCAAAGUAUGAGUCAGCAUAUCCACCACAGGGUGACUAUGGACAGCCACACACUACAACAGUAAUAACCAACCAACCGGUGAUUGUGGUCCAAAGUGGAUUUGGACCAUACUCAAAAGUCCUGACCUGUCCUAACUGUAGAUCCUCAGUCUCCACCAGUGUGAGUCACGAGGCGGGCGUACUAACAUGGUUGGCAUCAGGACUCAUUUGUUUAUUUGGUUGUUGGUUUGGUUGCUGCUUGAUCCCUUUCUGUGUCGACGACCUUCAGGAUUGUAAACACAUUUGUCCAAGCUGUGGCCAUUACUUGGGAAUAUACAGAAGAAUAAGUUAAUUAAGGAAAUCCAUUAAUCAGGGGAGAUAAUGCAUAUGCAAGGGGAGACAAUUAACUAAAAUCAGAUAUAAUUUAUAUAUUUAUAAUAUAUUUUUGUAUGUAAAUAGUUAGUUUAUUACAUAAAUAGGAAACAGGUGCUUGAAUAUAUUAUACCGGUAAUUGUAAAAAACAAUCAAUAUUUUUAUUAUGCAAAUUAUUAAAGACUCUUUGCAGCUAUUUUUUGUGAAUCUCUAAUACAAUAAAAAUUAUGCUUCUUUCAAAGGUUUAUAGAAUAGUUGUGGUUAUGUUUGGGAGAUUUGGAAAUUCCAUGUGUAUAGAAUAUUAAUAUGUGGUUUAUAUGUAUAUAUAUAUUUUCACAUUAUUAAGGUGGUAUGGGUGUCUUCCUCCAUCUUGGAUUGUAAAAAACAGAGAACCAAAGGUCAAGAUUUUUUAUCAAGUCAGCAAAAUUUGAUGCAGGAAUGCAGAUAUUUAAUGUGAAUUUUCAGUUGAAAGAACCAAUUUAUAAGAAUAUAACUUAUAAAUAUUUUUUUUUUUGCAAAUGUUGAUUAAUUUUGGUUGUUUUUUUUUUUUUUUUUUAAAUUGGCAUUUUAAGGGGAGGUAACUCAAACCAGUGUAUUUUCUGAAGGAAUCUACAAGGAAUUUUCCUCUUUUGUAUUUUAGCCGGGAAAAACAUAUGGUGACCCUAUCUUUUCUUUUGUUAUUCUCAAAGCAUUGUCUGAAAGCCAUCUUUUCCUUAAGUAUUUAACAAUUCUAUCAUUUUAUUUUAGACUCCCAUACCACCUUUUAUAUAAUUAUAUAGAUUUAUUUGUUUGUAUUAUUUAUUGUUGUGUUAUGCUGUUAAAUUUUUAUCAUAUUAUUUUCAUUUGUAAUGAACAUGAUUUGUACUAAAAGAUUUAAAUUGUUAAAACCAUGAUAAGUCAGAAAUGUUUUUCAUAAUGAGUCUGCAGAGCAAACAACAAUCAAUCAAUCAAUCAAUUUGAAACAAAAAAUACUGAAGGGAACAUUUUAUUUGUCUCAAAUCCAGUAUAAAGGGGGAUAAAGUUUAAAAUUAUUAUUCCUUUUGUCUUUAAAGAUUCUUAAGAUGACAUUAAGGCAUGAAUUUGUAAUCCUCAUAUGAACUAAACUGAGUAGAUAAUGUUACCUUAUUUACCUUAUUUUGUAUGAAGUUCUUAUAAACCCUGCAGUUCAAUUGUAAAUUUCUGUAUUUAUUCUGAUUUUACACACUUUUACACAAACUACUUCCCUUUGUCAAUUAUAGACAAAAUUAGCUUCAGCCCACACAAAGCAUUAUUAGUUUAAAGUGAUUUAAGGAAUUACUGUAAUAUUUUUUAUCAUUAUGAAGAAAUAACAUCAAAAAUGUGGUGCACACUGAAUAACAUGUUUAAUGGGUUAUUUUAAAGUGUGCACCACAUUUUUGUGUUAUUUUUAAUAGACAGAAAAAAUAUUACAGUCAUUCCUUAUAAUUUAUUCUAAAUUCCAGUUUAAGCCGGAGUAAAUCAUGAAAAAAAGUCGAUAAUUUUUGUAACACUUUCAAUUAAUAUUACCUUAUAAUGCCUUGAUUGUUAUGAUACUAUUGAUUGCCUAUUGUUAAGUUUUCUUUAUAAAGGUUGAAAAUGUACUAUGCAUCUUUUGUUAAUAAAAAAAUGUUUUCAGUCUA
Mytilus trossulus (common blue mussel) is the source of this 2178-nucleotide messenger RNA. Its product is annotated as lipopolysaccharide-induced tumor necrosis factor-alpha factor homolog. The transcript is spliced from 4 exons. Gene Ontology annotation, molecular function: zinc ion binding. The record is from RefSeq and is a predicted model, not a curated record. Lineage: Eukaryota; Metazoa; Mollusca; Bivalvia; Mytilida; Mytilidae. Bases 120 to 521 code for a protein of 133 amino acids.